Messenger RNA from Neoarius graeffei (lesser salmon catfish), 1301 nucleotides. RefSeq names its product leptin a (gene lepa). Gene Ontology annotation, cellular component: extracellular region. Gene Ontology annotation, biological process: signal transduction. Lineage: Eukaryota; Metazoa; Chordata; Actinopteri; Siluriformes; Ariidae. Bases 56 to 574 code for a protein of 172 amino acids. The record is from RefSeq and is a predicted model, not a curated record. The transcript has 2 exons. Gene Ontology annotation, molecular function: hormone activity.
GUAGGUGUUGUUCUAUUGUCAAGUUACAACACCACUUGCACCCAAAGAAGGCAUUAUGGCUGUGUGUCCUGCACUUUUUUGCUCCUGUGUAGUGACGGUGCUCACACUCGCCCAUGGCCGUGUUCUUCCUACAGACAGCAUAAAAAACUCUGUCAAACUACAAGUCGAGAACAUCAUAUCUAGAAUCCAGAAACACAAGGAUGAGCUCCAAAUAAAUCAUAAGAUGAUCCUGGAUAGUCCCGAGCUCCUGCCCGAGCUGCAGCCCGAUAAACCCAUCGAAGGUCUGAGCUCCAUGGUAGAGAUGCUGAGCAACUUCCAGCGAGUUCUUCACAGCCUGCCCAAGGGUCACAUGAGCCAACUGCACAAUGACGUAAGCACACUGCUGCACAACCUAGAAGACAGAAUGAGCUCACUGCAGUGCAUACACAGGAAAACGGGCGCGGAGAAGAACCUGGAGGUCUUUGUGAAAAACCACAGCAUGUUCCACAUCACUCUGGGACAUAUGGCUCUGGAUAGACUGCAGAAAUACUUACAGAGAAUCAACCACCAUCUCGAUCAGCUGAGAACAUGCUGAACAUGCCAAAUGAUCCCUGGGUUUUUUUGUUAUUGUAAUUUUUGUUAUAUUUAUUUAUAUUAAUGUAUUUAUGGACCAAGUAACUAUUUACUAUUUUUUAAAAUAUGUUUUAAGGUGUUUAUUAAUUAAUGCAUUUGGGAACCAGACAAGACAUUCCCAUCAGGCCUCAUGUUCAGGCAUACAUGCACACGCACACAUACAUGCUGACAUCACCACCAGCCAAGUACUCUCAGUGAUGUCACUGUCUUACCGGAAGACUCCUGACUGACUGAUCGUGCUGGGAAGCACAAAUCCUCUUACCCUCUUCUAGCCACCAGCAGAUGGACGAUCACUAUCGACCUGAACGCACCACGAUCUUUUGUAGACAGAUCAGUAGCUUCAUUUGAGGUUAUUUGCAUCUGUAAAUUAUGUUAUGGAUGGGAGUUUAGAAGGCAUUUAUUUCUAACUUUUUAUAUAUACUAUAUUCAUAAAUUCACUGAAAUAAUAAUAAAAAGCACAGUUCUCCAAGCCAUGAUUCUUUCCAAGAUAUUUUCAGCCUCAAAUAGGGAACACGACGACAAGCCCAGUUUAUUAGCAAUCAUUUAUAUUGUACGGCCAUCUGGUUGCUUGAUGUUGCAGCAAAAUUGUCUUGCCAGCUAAAAGCCCUGUGUAUUAGUGCUUAAUGAAACAUACAUUUAAGGAUUUCAAGGCAGGAGAGGAUUGUAUAAACACAAAACUCUACCCCCCC